AUGAAAAUAACCAAAUUGACCGACGAAUUAACGAAAUUGCAAUGUAUUUGUCAAGUUAACGAUGCUCAAAUCGUCGAACUGCAUAAUAAAAUUGUUGAUCUAAAGGGCAAAAUAAGAAUUUGUGUGAGGGUGCGACCACUGUUAAGUGAAGAAAUCAGUGCAGGAGAAACGUCAGAGCAUAUUAACAUUGCUAAUGAUAAGACUAUUAAGAUAAAUCAUCACGGACAGGUUUCAAGUUUUGAAUUUCAACGAAUCUGGUCUCAGAAUGAUACGCAACAGACGAUUUUUAAUGAUGUGAAAGAGUUGAUUGAAAGUUCUCUUCAUGGAUUCAAUGUUGCUAUAAUGGCGUAUGGGCAAACGGGUUCAGGUAAAACAUAUGUUAUGGAAGGUGAUGUUGGUGGCUGCGAAGGUAUCUUACCCCGGGCGCUGAAAUUUAUUUUUGAUCGUAGAAGUCAACUUAUUCUUCGUAAUUGGGAGGUAGAAAUAGAAUGUGCGCGCUAUGAAUUCUACAAUAAUAAGUGCUACGAUUUAUUGGCACAUGGAGGUCCAAGAAUGGCUGAAGUUCACUUUGCAAAUGGCCGAUCUGAAAUUCAUCAGCUUUCGCGUCAUACAAUUUUAAACAUAGAGCAGGGACUAGAACUUUUAUCGAAAUCCCGACUUCUAAGAACAACAGCAACCACGUUGUGUAGCCCACAAUCAUCCAGAAGUCAUUCAAUUUUCGAAUUUACAAUUAAAGUUAAAAAUUCUUCAUCUGACUAUGAAUCGUUUUUGUCGUUGGUGGACUUAGCAGGUUCCGAAAGAAUAAAUGAGUCUGGAGCUUCUGGUGCACAAAUUACUGAAGCCAUUUCGAUUAAUCGUUCUCUAAGUGAUCUCAGGAAUGUCAUACGAGCAAAGAUGGAAAAUUUUUCCCAUGUGCCGUAUCGAAACAAUAAAUUAACGAUAGCACUAGCUAAAACACUAGGAUGUUCAAGUUCGAAGACUUUACUUAUAAUUGCAUUACGACCAACUCUUUCUGCAGCUUUAGAAACUAGGCGAUCACUAGAAUUCGCAAAUGUGGCAAAUUCAACAAAAAUAGGAGCAGCUGUGAAACAACAAACAACAAAAUAA
Dracunculus medinensis (Guinea worm) is the source of this 1107-nucleotide messenger RNA. The record is from the annotation of a GenBank genome assembly. NCBI's taxonomy places the organism in Eukaryota, Metazoa, Nematoda, Chromadorea, Rhabditida, Dracunculidae.